CCUAAAAUAUUUGUUUGGCGCAGAAACAAGAAAAGCCAUUGCUUCUCGUUCGGUUUCUGACAAUCCAAAAGAUGGGAAAGAGCAAGAAAACGAUGGUUGGUGGCGAUAGCCAACACUCACCUUCCACCAUUUUUGUCAACAACUUACCUUAUUCUUUCACUAAUGCUCAGUUGGAGGAGACGUUCAGUGAAGUUGGACCAAUUAGGCGGUGCUUUAUGGUUACGAAUAAAGGUUCAAGUGAGCACCGAGGUUUUGGAUUUGUCCAAUUUGCAUCUGUAGACGAUGCUAACCGUUCCAUCGAGCUAAAGAAUGGAUCAGUGGUUGGAGGAAGGAAAAUUGGUGUUAAACAGGCUAUGCAGCGUGCGCCUCGUGAACAGCGGCAAUUGAAGGGGGAUCAAGAAAGCACUGCAAAAGCAAAAGACGGCAAGGAUGGUCCUCCUACUGAAGCAGUUGAGGACAAACAAGCUUCAAACCUGGAGGGAACAGGAAGUACUGCACAAGCGAAAGACAGCAAAGAUGGUCCUUCAACUGAAGCGGCUGAGCACAAGCAAGCUUCAAAUCCUCAGGGAACAGAGAAUUCAGGGAAAUCCACUAGAAAAAAAAAGGCUACAUUGCUUUGCAAUGGUGCAGCUGAUGAAGGAAAUUAUUCAGGAAAGCAGAGGGUCGCCAGGACAGUUAUAAUAGGAGGUAUUGUAAAUGCGAAUAUGGCAAAAGAGGCUCACCAGCUUGCGGCGGAGUGUGGCACCGUAUGUUCUGUUACUUACCCUCUUCCAAAAGAAGAGAUUGAAAAUCAUGGGCUAGCACACGAUGGUUGUAAAAUGGAUGCUUCAUCUGUACUUUUCACUAGUGUCAAAUCAGCUCAAGCUUGUGUUGCAUCAUUACACCAAAAGGAAGUACAUGGAGCAACACUUUGGGCACGCCAACUUGGUGGAGAGGGCUCAAAGACUCAAAGGUGGAAACUUAUAGUGAGGAAUCUUCCUUUUAAGGCCAAAGUGAAUGAGAUAAAAGAUUUGUUUUCAAAAGUUGGCUUCGUGUGGGAUGUGUUUAUCCCUAAGAAUUUUGAGACAGGGUUAUCAAAGGGAUUUGCAUUUGUCAAAUUUACGUCGAAGCAGGAUGCAGAGAAUGCUAUGAGGACAUUUAAUGGGAAAACAAUGAGUAAACGAACUAUUGCUGUUGAUUGGGCCAUUUCAAAAAAGGUUUAUGCAUCUGGUCAAUCUUCAGCAACUGCAAAAGAUGAACAGAGUGCAAAAGAUGAUAGUGGUAGUGAUACGGAGGAUGAAGACAUUGACAUUAAUGGAAAAUCUCAGCAAGUUGAAGGUGACGAUGAUGACUCUGACCUUUUAGAAGAGGAUAAUCAGACCGAAGUUAACUUUGAUGAGGAAGCAGACAUUGCGAAAAAAAUUCUUCAGAACUUCAUUUCUCCAACUUCAUUAGGGCCAGCUACUUCUGCAAAUGAUAUUUCAAGCCCCCAAAAGAAGGUAAAGGAAGUUGAAACUAUUCUCCCCCUGGAUGAACCGCUGGAUGCAUCUACUCCGAAUAAAGCACUAGACGACAUUCUGGGUAAGGGCAAAGAGAUUAAAGCUAUGCAGGGUGAGGGAGCAGAUGAUCUGCAGGGGACAGUUUUCAUUAGCAACCUUCCUUUUGAUGUUGAUUAUGGAGAAGUCAAACAACGGUUUUCAGCUUUUGGUGAAGUGGAGUACUUUGCUCCAGUUCUUGAACAAGUCACAAAACGACCAAGGGGUACUGGAUUUCUCAAAUUUAAAACAGCAGCAUCUGCUGAAGCUGCUAUUUCUGCUGCCAGUGUUGCGGAUGGUUUAGGUGUCUUUCUAAGGGGUCGGCAAUUAAAGAUUUUAAAGGCUUUGGACAAGAAAGCUGCUCAUGAUAAGGAGUUGCAGAAGACCAAAAAGGAGGAUAAUGACCAUCGCAACCUUUACCUGGCAAAGGAGGGUCUUAUUUUGGAGGGCACCCCAGCUGCUGAAGGUGUUUCAGUGAGUGAUAUGUCAAAGCGCAAGGGGCUGCAAGAAAAGAAGAUUAUCAAGCUGAAGUCCCCAAAUUUCCAUGUGUCAAGGACACGGCUGAUUAUGUACAAUAUUCCCAAGUCCAUGACUGAAAAACAGCUGAGGACACUUUGCAUUGAUGCAGUUACUUCUCGUGCUACUAAGCAAAAGCCUGUUAUCCGGCAGAUAAAGUUUUUGAAGGACGUGAAAAAAGGACAAGUAGUGGCAAAGAAUCAUUCUCGUGGAGUAGCUUUUCUUGAGUUCUCAGAGCAUGAACAUGCACUUGUGGCUUUGAGAGUUCUUAACAACAAUCCUGAGACUUUUGGUCCCGAGUAUCGUCCAAUAGUGGAGUUUGCUCUUGAUAAUAUCCAAACAAUGAAGCUUCGGCAGAAACUUCAGCAGCAAGGUUUUAACAGGAACAAAGAAGACUGGCAGAAGAAUGACAACACAAAUGAACGGGAUCCCCACGAUAAACAGCCAAGAAAACGCAAGGCCACAGGAGAUGCAUUAUCAGUCUCAGGGAAUAGAGAUGAAGUGAAAAACAAGCGUGUCAGAGGUGCCACUUCGAGGGAAGGCAACGUGUCAUCAGUUUCAGGUAGUAAAGAUGGAGAUCAACCGAAACACAAAGGUGUUAAAGGAGUUGCCGUCUCUGCAGAAGAAAGAGAUGAGAAGAAGAACAAGAAGAAGGAAGGUAAAAAGCUAGGAGGCGCAAAACAGAAGCUAAAAGAUAAUCAAGAAGGAAAAAAGCAUAGUGGCUUUGGUAGGGAAAGUUCAGAUAAUGCUUCCCUAAAGGUUGGACGUAAAGAAGACGUUGCAGUGAGAACAAAAAAGAGGAAGUUUGAGGAUAAAACUAACCAACAGAAUCAAAAUAUCAGUUUACAUGCGAAGAAAAAGGAUAAAAAGAAAAGAGACCCUGUUGGACGAGAUGGAGUAGACAAGCUAGAUAUGCUUAUUGAACAAUACAGAUCCAAAUUCACACACAAUAGUUCUAAUCAAACUGGUAGUAAUCAGCAGGUCUCUAAGCAGCUUAAGAGGUGGUUCCAAUCCUAAGCCAUUCACAAGUUCGUGUAGCUUAAUUUUAUGGUGAUAGUAGUAAGAACAGCUGAGAGUCAUCUUUUUUGGUUUGUAUUUUGUUGUAUUUUCUCCGUAAAAUAUCUCAUUAACAAUUUUAGUUUAAAAUAUGUUAUAACAAUUUUGGUCAAA
Messenger RNA from Solanum dulcamara, 3200 nucleotides. RefSeq lists its product as uncharacterized. The record is from RefSeq and is a predicted model, not a curated record. The transcript has 19 exons. Lineage: Eukaryota; Viridiplantae; Streptophyta; Magnoliopsida; Solanales; Solanaceae. The coding region runs from base 72 to 3047 and encodes 991 amino acids. Gene Ontology annotation, molecular function: RNA binding.